AUGAACCGAAAAUUUAUUUUUGCAUUAAUUUUAAUGGUUGUGUUUUCCACAGCCAAUGCAACAACAGAAUUUAGACAAUGUAUGUAUGGUGUACUUGCAAAACCCUUACCCUCGGUUACAAUUAAUCCUGAUCCAGUCGACCCCGGAAAACUCGUGACUUUUAAUGUUUCUGGAACUAUACCUACAAAAAUCACGGAACAUACCGCAAUUCAAGCUUAUUAUUACGAUCUUAAAAAUGGUGAAUACAUAGACGACAAAUAUAUUGAAAGUAUUUGUACUGGAACUGGGUGUUCAAUUGAAGCUAAUGCUCCAUAUACUAAAAUAUUUAAGUUUCUGGCACCACCAAACUUACCUUCUCGAUAUUUAAUUGAAGUUAAUGUUAGAGAAAAAAGUGGCGGAGAAAUUCUAGCUUGCGCAUGUACAGUACAAUUUUAUCCACCUCGUUGA
Funneliformis mosseae is the source of this 447-nucleotide messenger RNA. The record is from the annotation of a GenBank genome assembly. NCBI's taxonomy places the organism in Eukaryota, Fungi, Glomeromycota, Glomeromycetes, Glomerales, Glomeraceae.